UGCCAUUGCACAUUAUAGCUGCAGAAGAGGAGAGCAGAUAUAUAGAGAGGAAAGAGAGAAGACAAUUCUAACGUAGUUGUUAAUAUGUCAAUUUUAAGUAUAUUUGUUUUACUGUGCUGCAUAGCCGUGCACGACAGUUCCGACACUUGUUCCGGGGAUUCCUGCAAAAAGUUCCAACUGAACAAAGAUAAUUUUAACAAACGUUUACGCGGGCAUGGACUUUAUGAAAUGAUAGUGCCGGGGCACCAUGACUGUGUGAGGAAUUGCUUAUAUCUGUCAGUAUGUAAGUCAAUCGACUUCUACAGAAAAGACAAGACGUGCAAGUUAAACGACGUGAAUAGUACACAGGUGACGAACUCCGACUUUGAGCAGCAAAAUGGCGCCAUAUUUUCAGACAUUACAGUAUGGCCAUGCGCAAUGGCGGGAAAAUGUGGAUCACGGCCAUGUUCAAAGAGACAAAGAUGUAUCCAAGGCGAAGAUACUCAUCGCUGUGCAGACAUUUCUUGUGGCCGUCCUCCAUAUGUACAGAAUGGAAAGGCGACGCUUGUCACACCAGGUGGAUACAUGUAUGGAGAUAAUGCUACUGUGACGUGUGACACAGGGUACAGCCCAGCACAGACAACUGUCCAAUGUAACAUUCUGGAAAAAUGGGACAAUACUGUUUGUGUGAAAAAUCAAAAAGACGAGGAUGACAGUAAAACUAUCGAUGUUUAACUUUCAUAACGAAGAGAGCAUGUUUCCACAUACAUUUCUUAGGAAUGGAAGAGUUAAAAACUCAAUAAAUUAGCAAUAAGGUCAGAAUGUGUGAUUUGCUAAAAAAGCUCUAUUAUGAAUCAUCUGGACGAGUACCUUCUUAAGUAAAUGUUUGUACUAUUACCCAUAGUCCAUCUUGUCUAUUCGGAAGACGAUAUUAAAAUUUUACAAGCAAACAGCUAUGAUUGGUAAAAGUUUGAAACGAUGGACUAUUUUUGCAAAUGCAAUAAAGUAGGAUCUAGCACGAAGGCAUCACUCUUGAAAAAAAUAAUUGGCUUAAAGUCACCAUGAUAUGCUGAAUCUAUGUAAUGGAAAUAUCUAUACGUGUCAAAAUUUUAUUUAAUUGCUCUUUGCAGCGUAGCAUAUGUACAAAUUAUCGGGGAGCAAACAUAAUGCCAUCAAAGAGUUCUUGUUACAUAUAUGUAGAAGGUAUUUGAUUAUGUAUCAACAUUUACUCAACAUUUGAUAUAGGAAUCUGAAAGGCGUUUCUUAACCUUUUAAAGGCAAACUAUCUUUCUAUGAAGGGCGUGAAUUGAUAUUAAUAAACGUCUUAUGUCUACUGCGGGAAGUAUGAGACCAGUGCGAGCAACACAAAUUGCAACUGGGUUUCUGGUAGUCUCUGAUUUAAUUCCCUUUGUUUCGAAAAUGCAAUUUGCGUGUAAGUUCUGCUUUUCCUAAACUUAACAUAAUUUUUCUAAAACAAAAAAGUAAGUGUGCAUUUAUUUCAACUCAUUUAAAAUAUGAUUAAUCAAUACUAAGAGGUAUCAUAUAACUCCAUAUAGAUUAUUUGACGAUAGCAUAGAACAAGGGUUUAUAUUUGACUGACAUCUGAAGAACGUGGCGGAUAUCUACUUUAUUUAAUUAGUCCGAAAUAUUGUUAACUAAUUUGUUAUAGCAAUCUGAAGACUAUCGAAGUACUAUGUAAGUAAUAUAUUUUGAAGAUAUAAAUCAAAGAAAUAAAUAAAGAUGACAUAAUUAUUACCGUAGGAAUAGCCUCUUUGCUGUGGUUUGAUGUUUUUUCUCAAUCAGUUUAUCCUACAUAAAAAUGUACUUGUUUUAUGUCCAUGUAUUGUUAAACGAGGUCCUAAAAAAUAGCGCAUAAUAUAAAAAAUCACAACAUGGCGUUCUUUAUCACACUGUACGCAAUAUUCCUUUACUUAGUAGUUCUCCAAAAAAUGGUAUGGUUUAAAAAGGAAAAUCUUAGCUUACCUUCUUUUUUUUUUAAGAAAACAAAUGUAUAAUAUUUUGGUUUUGGAGCAAUUUUAUCAUAAAUACGAGGGUUAUCCCAGAAAAUCUUGAACUAGCACGGACUGCCGUCCAUUAUUUAAUAAAUACUCAAAUAAUAUGACAGACAUUUAAUUUUAAACUCUAUAGUUCUGUCGAGUAUACAUUGAAAUAACAUCAGUUAAAAUAAUUAUCCGAUGUGUCGCUUAUUUUCGAAAUAAUAAAAAAAGUUCGCGACUUUCUGGGACAACCUCGUAAUUAAAUAUUUGAAAGGAAUAUGAACUGAUUCUAAUAUGCUUGUCUCUGUUAAAACACUCUUACGCUAGAAUGACUUCACGUUAACGUGCGGUGACGUCAAAGUUUUUAUUGCAACCAAGAAAGAGUGCUUUUAUAUUUUAUCCACUGAUUUAGAUAAAGGACAUAUUAGAAUCGAAAUAAUUUAUAGCAAAAGAGUGUUCCGGGCGGUAAUACGUCGUACAAAUAAUUUCCCUCGGGCUGCGCCCUCCUGCAAUUAUUACGCCCGACGUAUGACUGCCCAUCGUGCAUAAACAGUGUUAAGCACUCUUUUGCUAUAAAUUAUUUCUUAAAUAAAUUAUCUUUUACCAUAUUGUUGGAGUAUAAAUAGUUUUGUUGGAUUUAUUUAAUAAGGACGUAUGUUGUAAAAACAAACAUCUGAGCUAGAGAAAGCAAGCUUUAGCGAACAACAAUAUUUAAUUUUAGUGUAAGCCUCCAAGAAAAUAUAUACAAUAACAAAUAUUUAAUUUUACU
Molecule: messenger RNA, 2745 nt
Organism: Mercenaria mercenaria
Lineage: Eukaryota; Metazoa; Mollusca; Bivalvia; Venerida; Veneridae
Exons: 3
Coding region: 85-714 (209 amino acids)
Source: RefSeq, a predicted model, not a curated record